Molecule: messenger RNA, 5253 nt
Organism: Sorex araneus (European shrew)
Lineage: Eukaryota; Metazoa; Chordata; Mammalia; Eulipotyphla; Soricidae
Gene: ZFP92
Product: ZFP92 zinc finger protein
Exons: 4
Coding region: 580-1764 (394 amino acids)
Biological process (GO): regulation of DNA-templated transcription
Source: RefSeq, a predicted model, not a curated record
CGUGGCAUGGGUGCCAGACAGGACUGGCAUGCGGGUUCUCUCUUGGAGGAUGCGCCUCGCGGGCAGCGCUCCCAACCAAGUUAAGACUCGGUGGAAGCCCAGCCGUCUCCUGGUGGCAACGCCCGGGAGGGCUGCUUGGAGGCGGCAGCCUUGGUUUCUGUCUGCCUGAGAUCGUGAGACAGACACCCGCGGGCGCCUGCGGAGCCCCCCCCCCACCCCUCCGGUACACGACGCAGGUAGAAGGGCUGGGAGGGAGCGAGCAUCGGGACGCCCCAGCGUGCCCCGGGCACUCCCCUCCGUCUAGACGCUCUGAGGGACGAGAGGAGACGGCCCGUAGGCCGCCCACGCCCCGGCUUGCUCCGAGCGCGCCUCGCCGCUGUCCCGAGACUGGGAGAGACGCCGUCCUGCGAGCUGCCGGCAGCUGCUUGCUUCUGCAUCACUGGACCGCCCCCAGCUACUGAGCCCCUUGUGUUCCCUUUCCUCGCUGCCAGUGCCUCCGGGAUGCUUGUGUCGUGCCAAACUGUCUCGACCACGGGGAUGGCUCUGUUUUAGGUGUCCGUGUCUUUUGAAGAUGUCUCUAUGAACUUCACCAAAGGCGAGUGGAAGCUCCUGGGUUUAAAGCAAAAGGUUCUCUACAGACAAGUGAUGCUGGAGAACUACCACCACCUGGUGUCUCUGGGACUCGCAUCCUCUAAGCCUGACCUGAUUGCCUGGUUGGAACGAGGCAAGCAGCCCUUGCUAGCAACCCCCUGCACGUGGGGCACAGUGGUGCAGGAAGGUGACAGGCUGAAGAGCAAGUCACGGGUUUCCAAGCAGAAGCCCGGCUCCAAGGAACCACAAGAGACCAAUCUCCCACAUGGCGGUGAGGGCCAGCCGGCCAGCCAGCCAGAGAGAGCACUAACUCCUGGAGGGAAACGGGUUGAUGCUCCAAAGCCAGGUUUUGUGGGGGGUGGUCCUGGCAGCAAGAAAGACACAGGCGGCCCUGCGGCUAAGGAGGGAGAGGGUGUGCAGGGGAGAAAGCGCCGAGAGAGACAGAAAGCACGCCCCAGGCCCAAGCGCCCCCAAAGCACCGAUAAGCUGUUCCUCUGUGAGCAGUGCGGGAAAUGCUUCAACCGAAGCUCCAACCUCAUCAAGCACUGGAUCAUCCACAGUACCGAGAAGCCGUACGAGUGCUCCGUGUGUGGGAGGCUGUUCCGGAGAAGCUCCGCCCUCCAGGAGCACGAGCGCAUCCACAGUGGGGAGAAACCCUACAGCUGCGCUGAGUGUGGGAAGACGUUUACCCGCAGCUCCAACCUCAUCAAACACCAGGUCAUCCACAGCGGGGAGAAGCCCUUCAAGUGUCCCGAAUGUGGGAAACUCUUCCGCCGCAGCUUUGCGCUCAUGGAGCACCAGCGCACCCACAGCGGUGAGAGGCCAUAUGCCUGCCCUGAGUGCGGGAAGUCCUUCAGCCGGAGCUCCAACCUCAUUGAGCACCGGCGAAUCCACAGCGGCAAGAAGCCGUACACAUGCAGCGAGUGUUCUAAGGCCUUCAAGGGGAUCUCCCAGCUCAUCCACCACCAGAACGUCCACAGGGAAGAGAAGGCGUUCUCAUGCCAGGAGUGUGGAAAGGCCUUCCAGGGUCGCUCAGGCCUCAGCCAGCACCGGCGCGUGCACAGAGACGAGCAGCCCUACAAGUGCAGCCGCUGUGGGAAGGUCUUCAGCAGACGCCCCAACCUCCUCAAACACCAGCUGCUUCACGACAAGGAGCAGCCCGGCCACUGCUAGCCACCACAGGAUCGCAAGAAACAGUGUGCAGCGAGCAAGGUGAGUUUUUUGAGGAGACCAAAGGUCAGUCACCUUCAGAAAUGCAUGGCAGGAUCGUGGCUGGGAAGGCUGUCUCCUCCACCUGCAGAAAACCCACCAUGGCUGUUAACCGAAACGUUGGUGGUUCGUGCCCACCCAGAGACGCUAGUUGUGUAAAAACACAAAAAAGAAAAGGGAGUGUGCACCACACCGGGGAGCUUGAUGGCGAUGAUGAGGCAGGCAAAGGAAGGAAUGGAGGCAAGCCAGUUGGUCUUAAUCGCAGUUUAUUCCAUUCCCAUCUCCAUUCUCCUCUGAUUCUCCUCCUGCUUCUUCCUCCCCCAUGCUACUUCAUUCUCCUUCUCCUCUGGAUCUGGAUUUCUAUCUGGCUUCUCCAGAUCUGGCUCUGGGACUCGCACUGGGACUGGCCGGGGACAGGCCCCGGAACUGGCCCUGGAACUCGACAGCACUCGCCCCAGCCCACUCUCACAGCCUGGUUAAAUCCCUAAGAAUGAGGGGUUGGGGCUUACACAUAGGUGUGGUUACAAUCAGUAGGGAGUAAAGUUCUAUCCCUUAGGGGAUGCUUCCACUAGGACAGAAUCUCUUUCAGCAGGACACCCGCCCAAGAGCAGAAUCCCAUGGGUGUGUUUCUCCUCUCCUUGUCCAACUAACAUAUAAGUAUUCAUAUUAUAAAUCAUUUUGUAUGGACAUAGCAAGAGAUGCAUUAAGCUUAUAGAAUUGCUCUCCUGGGGACACCUCGAUCUCAGACUACAGUGCUCAGGGAAGAUUAGUCUUUCCUAGCCCUAGCAGGGUCCUAGUCUCGUCGUUGCUUUUGGAUCAUGACAUGACAUGUCCGUGACCAAUCUCUUAGCAUAUAGUUAAGCAUUAGGCACUUUGGCCAGGCCCAUCUCGAUGCCAGGGUAGCACAUAACUCACUACUUGCCCUGGGUCCAUCCCGUCCCUCGUCAGGACCCUGCUUUUGGGGGUGCUAGGAAUUAAGGGCAGCUGAGGCUUAAGUUGAGAAAGCAGAUGCCCGGGAGUGAAUAAUAUUUGAAGCCAAUUAAGUCCCAUGUUACCAAAGCAUAUUAACAAUUGUCUUUCUUUGUCCAUACAAAAAGGAUAUUGUUUUAAAGUAAACUAUUCAAAAGACAUAAGAGAGGAGAAAAACAAUAUUAACUUACAAUACAAGUUCACUGUCCUAGCAAGGUCUGACUUUACAAAUUAACAGAGUUUGAUUAGAGGAAGAGCAAAUAACUAGUUGGGGAAAGGAGCAUAGAAGUGAUUACAUAUAGACAAAGGAGUGGGAGUAACUCGGGAGCACCUUGAUGGGUGUGACUGAUAUACCUAAGCUCCUAGUGGCAAGGGGAGCAGGACAUACCAAUGUAGUCUAGAAUUGUUUAGGGAUUAUUACCAGAUAAGCCUAAACUCUGUGGCAAGGGAGAAAGGACAAACCAAUGAUAUCCAACACCAAAGGGCACAGAAAGUUUGGCUCCGGGCUUCACAGAAUAUGGCCAAUUCAGCCGCUCCCCUCCCAUCUCUCCUGCCCUGAAAACAGUCAUGCGUGCAUAGAGUGUGUGUUGGUCCUGCAAGAAGCACUCUGGCCUGCCACUUUAGGAGGAACAAGACACCGGUGCUGGGCUGAGCGAGGCGACAGUCUGGGGUAUCCCUCAUGCUCGCUGGCUCCAUCCAAUGACAGGUCAGUGUUUUCAGGUGGAAGACUCAUGAAACUCUUAUGUCCUUUAAGGGAUUCUCCAGAGUGGGGCCUUGAGAGAAUCCAAAGGCAUGGCUGUGGCAGGAGGCUGUGGACUGGACUGACAUCCAUUGAAUUCACCAGAAACACCUGGAAGUGACCGAGGAAGUAAACACAUGCCAGGCCGGGCCUGUCCUGCCAGCCUACAGGGAGAGGGUGCCUCCCCUGUCUACCCCUGCCAAGUGAACUGACCUUUGCCCCAAAGCUGCUGUUCAAAGGAGCCCAGCCCAGCCGCUUCUUCUGGGUGUCUGGGGGUCCCACGACGGCAGGGCGUGAGAACUUUGCCCUUCUCCCCAGAAGAAGCCUUUUCUCCCACUAGACUCCCACGGCACUCCCAUCCUGCAGGUGAGAAGGAGAAAUGCAGCCUGAUGCUGGUAUCCUGUCCCACAGCCUGUAUCUGACAGGUUCCAUGAGAUAAGUAUUUCUGUGCUCAGGGCUACAAGAGUGAAGCGCUUAUUAUCCCUAAAACAUUGGAAAUUCUCCCAAUGGACCUCAGACAGCAGAUGGGUCUCCAGUGGCCCAACAGCAUUUAUGGUGGCAAGGUAGGACAUUGCCAGCCCAGGGACAGGCUACCACAGUGGCACCCAGCCAAGGAAGCUUGUCUGGGAGUGAGUUGGUGCCCACUCCACAUUGCUUUGCCCAUCUGUGUCCAGAGCGCUGCCCUUAGAGCUUUCCUCCUGCGUCCUAAUGCACUGCCACCUCCUUCCAGGAGAGCAGUGCCAAGUGGGCGCUGAGCUGGAGUGCAUACUCGUCACCUUCCAUCCCUGCCAGACGGGAUGGUUCAAGACCCCAUAAACGGCACCCUCCUAGGCACACUUCUGGGCAUCCCCAUCACAAGGAUGCCUUCAGGAGGGAGUGACAGCCAGACCCGCUUUUAUACAGAGGUGGGAACUGAGAGCCUCGCUCUCAGCUUUCACACAACAGGCCUCUGUCUCCUGGUCCCGUGACUAUUGUCUUCUCUGCUGCCAAGGAUUUGGCCUCCGUAAAUCCUUGUUCCAUGGUUACUGUUUAGCAGGAGAACCCUAGCCAGAUCUCAGGCUCCCCGGAAGAAAGUAAGGGCAGGGCUUAGAGCUUUGAGCUCCCAUGGAGCUCGUGGAAUCCACAGGGUUACUUUUUGAGGUCCCACCUGUGUGCAGGUGGGGCAGCUUUCCCCACCCCCUGCACACAGCUUAGGGCAUCACAAUGCUGGGCUCUGCCCUGUGGCUGUGGGUACUGCAGUGACCCCACAUUCUGCUGUGCCAGGCUUGGUUCUUGAUGAGGCUCGAUUCUCCCAGACUCCAAGGAAAUGGUUCUGGGGGAAGGAGGGUGAGAACUGAGGCCAUUCUGGAGUCCAGGUGUUCCCCACACCCCGGGAUAUCAACAAUGGGUGUCUUCAUGCUCACAGGGCCUCCCACUCCUCAGACUCUUCCCCCUUGCUUGCUGUUUACUGCUGGAUCUGUAUCGGGCCAGCACCCUUGGUAUGAAUGAGGCUGCACUGUGUCUUUCUCUGGCAGCUUUGGGGAUGCCGUACAGUCACCCAAGAAGCAGAGGAGUUCCGCUGCAUGUCCACCAUGAAACCAUCAUGCAGGGAAGACAGUGAACGUGUCCAUCCUUCGCCACCCAGUGCUGCCACCCGACCCUCCCUGUGCUCAGAUUGUCAUGUGGGAAAUAGUCCUCCCGGGUGAUCCACACUCACUGCUCCCCAACUCACUACCUCCCCCAAACACCUGCCCACAGCCGUGACA